CUUGAUCCCAGGACUCCAGGAUCUCGCCCUGGGCCGAAGGCAGGCACUCAACUGCUGAGCCACCCAGGUGUCCCAAACUAUAUCCUUUAAAUAAUAACACUUAGUGUGGAACUUCAAAAAGAUUGGGCAGCCCCGGUGGCGCAGUGGUUUAGCACCGCCUGCAGCCCAGGGCGUGAUCUGGAGACCCUGGAUCGAGUCCCCACGUCGGGCUCUCUGCAUUUAGCCUGCUUCUCCCUCUGCCUGUGUCUCUGCCUGCCUCUCUCUCUCUCUCUCUCUCUCUGCAUUUCUGUGAAUGAAUAAAUAAAAUCUUUAAAAAAAAAAAAAAGAUUAUUUACCAAAUUAGGUGAAAAGUGAUGCUGAAGAUAUGUUUGAUGCUUAAAUGUUCAAUCAAGUGUCAAAAGGACAAUCUUUUUGUCGUUGCUGUUUUUUCUGUCUUUAACUUGAAUAUAGCAUAAUAAAAGUUGUCUAAUUUCAUUUACUUUUUAAAGAUUUUAUUUAUUCAUUCAUGAGAGAGACACAGAGAGGCAAAGACCUAGGCAGAGGGACAAACAAGCUUUCCUACAGAAAGCUUGGUGUAGAAUUUGAUCCCAGGACCCUGGGAUGAUGUCCUGAGCCAAAGGCAGAUGCUCAACCACUGAGCUACCCAGGUGCCCCAAUUUUUCUCAUUUUAGUAUUUGCCCUAGGUUUUGCUUUUGCUUGCUGUUAGUAUUAGUAAAACUAACUAAAUUCUACUAGACUUCAAAAAAAAAAAAAAUUCUACUAGACUUCUAGAAGAAGGUGUGACUAAUUAUUAUUGUAAUUUUUGUUACUUAGAGUCAGUGUCUUACAUUAGUUUUUUGGUGCUUUCUAUUUCUAUAUAUAAAAGGAUUUCCAAAACAGAAAAAAGAGAAAAAAGAACAAGAUGAAGAUUUCUGGAGUUUAGUUACAAAUAAAUCUAGGGCUUAGAGGUUCAAAUUUCAUCAUCUAGAAUUAUGGGUCUGUAUAAAAUACACAUAAAACUUUGCAUUUCAUCCUGAAAAAAUGGGAUGAUACCUAUUAGAAUGGGCCUUUGAGUCAUUUAAUCCUUUUAUUAACUUUUAGUGUUGACUUUCAGUAGAAGUUCUUUCUACUCAUCAUGUAUCUUUUAUAUAAACAGCAAAAAAUUCAUCACAGAAAAUACCUGUAUGUAGAAAUUGCUCUUGCAUCUGUUUUUUUUUUUUUUCCUUUUUACUGCAUUAUAAACAUUUCUGGCUAUUAUUACGAUUCUAAGACUUUUUUCCUGAUAAUAAAAGACUAGGUAAUUCCAAUGCCUCUUGUAGAGAGUAUUUGGGGAGGAGGGGCAAAAUAUAUAAAAUAUGCAUUGAAAGCAUCACAGAAGUAUAAAUGUAGUGGGAAAAUGAAGGUCCUAAGAUUAAGAGACGGAACCUCAGAAAAGUAAUCUGUUACUUGAGGCUGGUUUUCUCUUACGGGUGUGUGUUCAGUUCUACGAAAAAAAUGCAGAGAAAGGCUGUAAGAACUUUCAACAAAUUCACAGGGGCCCAGAAAGGAGGGAUACUGGUAAAAACAAAAACAAAAAACCAACAAAAACACAACUCUUCCAACCUCUGGCUUGGGAUGCUAACAUAAUCCAGAGCCUCAAAUUUUUUUAGUUUUUCAUGUAAACAGCAAUCAGGAAUGUGAGACAAGGCCAUAUGACAGCAAAUCAAGAAGAAAACAGACAAUAGGAUUAUCAGAUGCAGAUUUAAGGAACUAUACAGUUUAACUGCAGAUUGAGCAUAGCUGAAAAGUGUAGGUGAACUGUAAGAUAUAUGAGAAAAUCAGUCACAAGGGUGGAAAACCAGAAAGAUAUCUAUGACACUUGAUGAAAAGGACAUGUAUUUAAUGUCCCAGAAAGAGGAGGAAAGAAGUGAGACAGAAGAGGUACAACUGAGAAUUUUCUAAAAUGGACAAAAAAUACUAACCUACAAAUUCAAGAACACUUACCCCAUGCAGAACGAAUACCUUAAGGAACCACUAAAAGACAUGUAUAGAAAUCAUAGUCAAAAUUUGUAACAAUCCGGGCAGCACAGAUGGCUUAGUGGUUUAGCGCCGCCUUCAGCCCAGGGUGUGAUCCUGAAGACCUGGGAUCGAGUCCUACAUCGGGUUCCCUGCAUGGAUUCUACUUCUCCCUCUGCCUGUUUCUCUGCCUCUUUCUCUCUCUCUGCCUCUCAUGAAUAAAUAAAUCAAAUCUUAAAAAAAAAAAAUGGAGAAAAGCAAGCGGCAUCAUGGUGGCCUACAAGCAGCGUCAGAAGGGGCCCCUGAAAGUAAAAGGCUUUGCAGUGUUUGGUGUGACCAAGUGGAAAAAGAAAAAGGACAAAGACAAGGCGAAACUCUCAGAAGCGAUGGGAGCGAGCAAAAAGAACAAGGAGGGGAAGCAGCGUGGCUUGGACAAGCAAACCCCAGCCCAGGCAGCCUUCGAGAAGAUGCAGGAGAAGUGGCAAGUGGAAAGGAUCCUAAAGAAAACAUCCAAAACCCACAAGCAGAGAGUGGAGGACUUCAAGAGACACUUGGACACCCUUAGCGAGCACUAUGACAUUCCCAAAGUCAGCUGGACGAAGUAGCCUCCCCACCCAGGGAAUGCAGUGGCAUCGAGGGGAAAUGGAAGGCAAAGUUAAGGUUUGGUGCCUUUGGUAUUUUCUAGAAACAUUCUUUUAUACACACCCUUGCUUUUUCUGCUGAGACAAAUGCUUUCCAAAUCAGUGUGCCCUCUUGCUGGAACUUGAUUAAAGUAAGACUGUUCUUUAAAAAAAAAAAUUUGUAACAAUCCAUAUGUCCAUCAACAGUUGGAUAGAUAAAUAGUUCUCGCUACACAAUGGAAUACUACUGAGUGCCCCUUAUAGACAAGAUGUUGAGUUAGGGGAUCAGCCACAGAAGAGUAUGUAUGUACUGUAUGAAUUUAUGUAUGUGAAUUUCAAAAUAAAAGGAAACUAAUUUUUUUUAAAGAUUUUAUUUAUUAGAGAUCACAAGCAGCGGGGAGGGGUAAAGGAGAAGUAGACUCCCCAUUGAGCAGGGAGCCCAAUGCAGGACUGGAUCUUAGGCUCCUGGGAUCAUGACCUGAGCUGAAGACAGACAUACUUAACUGACUGAGCCACCCAGGAGCCCAAGAAAACUAAUCUUUGAAGUCAGAAUAGGAAUGGCUUAUGGAAAGGAAAGAAAUUGUCAAGUGAGAAAAGACAAGGCUUCUGAGAAAUUGGACUUUUUGUUUAUGUGGGUGGUAGUCAUGCAAGUAUAUAUGUUGAUAUCGGCUCAGGUCAUGAUCUCAGUAUUGUGAGAUCGAGCCCUGGUCAAACUCUGCACUGGGCAUGGAGCCUGCUUAAGAGUCUCUCCCUCUCUCACCAUCUGUCUUGAGGUCUCUCCCACUCUGAAAAAAGCAAAACAAAGAAAAAAACUUUUUAAAAAUUUAAUUGAGCUCCAUACUUAAGAUUUAUUAAUUUUAUGUAUACACGUUAUUCUUUAACGACCAAAAACAUACCCCCACUGAGACACCAAAGGAAGUUUUCACUAGCAGACCAACAGUAAAGAAAUACUAAAAUAUUUUUUAGGUAGAAGAGUUCAGUUGUAAGAACAAAUGAAGAACACCUAAAAGUCAGUAGUGUACCUAGUAUUUAAUCAUGUAACUUCUAGGUGUUAAUUUUCUUUGCAAAUAAUCAAGGAUUUGAACUAUAUAAUCUACUAGGUACCUUCUCUUAAAACAUUCUUGGGAUAGGACAUGGAAGAAUUUGAUUAAAAGGUUAAGUUAGGGACACGUGGAUGGCUCAGGGGUUGAGUGCCUGCCCUUGGCCCCUGGCAUGAUCCUGGAGUCCCAGGAUUGAGUCCCA
Canis lupus familiaris (dog) is the source of this 3836-nucleotide messenger RNA. Its product is annotated as protein FAM32A-like. Gene Ontology annotation, cellular component: nucleolus. Lineage: Eukaryota; Metazoa; Chordata; Mammalia; Carnivora; Canidae. The record is from RefSeq and is a predicted model, not a curated record. The transcript has a single exon. The coding region runs from base 2244 to 2579 and encodes 111 amino acids.